Messenger RNA from Rotaria sordida, 1089 nucleotides. The record is from the annotation of a GenBank genome assembly. NCBI's taxonomy places the organism in Eukaryota, Metazoa, Rotifera, Eurotatoria, Philodinida, Philodinidae.
AUGGAACGAAAACGUAAAAUAGUUUCUACUACUGAUAUUGAAACAGAUCAAACAAGUAAAAAACAAAAGAAAUUACCGAAUGAAAGUGAAAAUACACGUUUACAUAGUGGAAAAUAUACAUUAGACAGUGAUGAAGAUGAUGAUGAACAAGAUAAUGCUAAAACAAUGAAUCAAGAUGAUCUUGAUGAAAUUGGACAAGAAAAAGCCACAAUUGGUUUUGAUGAUGAAGUUAAAAUUACACCAUUUAAUAUUGAAGAAGAAAUGGAAGAAGGACAUUAUGAUGAAAGUGGAUGUUUUCAAUGGAGAAAAAAAGAUAAAGACGAAGUUCAUGAUGCAUGGCUUGAUGAAAUCGACUGGACUAAUGUAAAAAAUUAUAAAUUAAAAAACUCUCAAACAACUGAAGAAAAUCCUGAUGAUCCAUCAAAAAUGAAUUCAUCAAAUAAUGAUGAAGAUGAUGAUGAUGAAACAAGUGAUAAUCAAUUUAAUGAAGCUAAUACUCUAAAAUCUAUACUUGCAAUUAUGCAACCUAAUGAAACUGUUGUUCGUGCAAUAAAACGACUUGGAGCCGCUGCCACAAGUAAUAAAUCUAAACAACGUAUAAAACAACGAAAACCAUUGCCCGGUGAAAUUCCAACUGCAUCACCUGUUGAAUUAACAUCAGAAGAAUUAAAAAAAAAUAAACUUUUACUUGAAGAAAUGACUGGUCUUGCCGAUCAAUUUGUAUCGAAUGGUCAACUUGAUAUUUAUCAAGAAACUUAUGAACAACUUAAAAAAAAACUUGAUCGGUUACAAUCAUCUGCUUCUAGUUCAACUAAUAAUCCAACAUUUGAUAUGUAUGCUGACAGUGAUAUUACUGCAUCAAUUACAAGCUCAACUUUAUCAAAUAAUAAAAAUGAUUCAUCGACUACUCUUUGGGAAUAUACAACCGAUAACAAUAGUACUAUUCAAGGUCCAUUUACAACUGAACAAAUGAUUCGUUUAACAAACAUCGAAGGAAAAUUAGAUAAAGAUAAAGUUCGUUGUCGUCGUGUUGGUACUGAACAAUUUUAUUCUAUAAAACGUAUUGAUUUUGAUCUUUAUCUUGAUUAA